AUGGACACCUUCCAACUCAAAGCGCGGUGCGCGCCGGGAGGCGGGGCCAGGUUCAGCCCCCGACCCCUGAGCCCCCAGGUCAACCCCAAAGGGGAGCGGGCGCGGCGCAGGGCAGCUGGGACGGGGCCCAGCUGGUGGCUCCAGUCCACCCUGGCCCUGCCCGGUUCGCCCCGGGGCCCACCUGACUGCGAUGGCGCCGCGUCCGCCAGGCCCGGCUCAUCACCGUGGCCGCCCCCGGCCGCUCGGGUUUCGCCCGCCUCCGGCUCCGGCUCCGGCUCCGGCCCAGGCACCUCCAGCGCCCGGCCCCGGCCCGGCCCCGCUGCCGCCGCCGCCGCUGACAUCAUCGGCUCCCCCCGCCCCGGUCCUACCCCCACCUCCACCCCCGGAAACAGUACCCCCCCAGCGCCGCCGCCGCCACCGCCGAGAGGAGGCCGGCGCAGCGCAGCCGACACCGACGCGAGGCUCUGGGGCUCCGGCUCCGGGCGAGCGCGCCCGACGGCCCUCGUCCGGACCGACCUCGGGGAGGGAACGGCGCCGGGCAAGGCCGCCAGACGGCUGGGCACCGAGCAGGGAGCGGGGACUCCCCGUCCCCCAACCCCCCGCUCGCCCUUCACUGAUCAGUGCACUCCGCCCAGAGCUGGCAGUCACCCCUACUUCAACCUGCUGGACUUCACCCAGCCAUCGCCACCCUCCACUCCGCCCUACCUCCCCUCGAACCAGCGCUGCCGGCCCUCUAAUGCCACCAAGGGUUUGCUUGUAGUCCUGCUGGGUGGAGGCCUCCUUACUGGCUUUGCAGGUGCCUUGUUCCGUAUGGUUUACCAAGCUUCCCACUUAACCCCACUGGAGCUGCUCAUCUUACUUAAACUGCAUGACCCAGGGGUGGGACUUCCUGAUGUCUGGGGCCAGGUCUGCCUCCAUGUCCUGCUCAGUGUCCUCAGCAUGGGAUGUGCCUACAGUGCAGUUCAGUUGAUACCUGCUGGUGAUGCAGCCACCAUCUGCAAAGUUUCUUCUUCCGUCUGCUCUGCUCUCCUUGCCCUCUGCCUUGAGAGCCAGGGUCUCAGCGGCUAUGACUGAUGCUGCUUGUUGGGCAGCACCUUGAGACUAAUCAUCAUUGUGGGAUCUGGACUAAGGACACUGCUGGAGGGAACCAUGGGCUUGUACACUGCCAUGGGCUACACACUCGCUUUCCUGGGUGGCCUCACACUGUCACUGGGGUUUCCCAUGUGUUGCUCCCUGGACUUCCCCUCUUGCCUACCAACAGUGGCCUUCCUGUUUGACUUGGUGGGGUUGAUGGUCUCUGUGCCAGGUCUCUUUAUGAUGCAGACCCCCGUGCUGCCCAAUGUUCCUCUCAGUUGGAGCUGUGUGGGGGCAAUGGGGAUCCUUGCCAUGGUCACCUUUGUGUGUGUGAGCUAUGCUGUCACCAAGGUCCGCCCUGCUCUGGUGUGUGCUCUCCUGCACUCUGAGGUGGCGGUAGCCCUGUUGCUGCAGUAUUAUAUGCUCUGUGAGAUUGUGGCACCCUCUGACAUCAUGAGGGCAGGGGUCAUGUUGGUCAGCAUUGCCAUCAUGACUGCCCAGAACCUCAGGUGUGAGAGGGAAGGGCAGGGGGAGGAGCAAGAUUGAAUUUAAGAGCCUGAAGGUCAGGGUGUGUAUGUGGGGGUGGGGGGGGGCAGGGGUAAAUAGCAGGAGAGACUGCAAUAUAAACAUGGGAGAACAAGUGCCUGGAAAAGAACUGGUGUGGGAGAGGGACACCCCUUGGAGUCAAGGGUGACUUGGGGACUUGGUGGAGAGGGACCUUCUAGAAGACCUAAAACUGAUAGGGAAAUAUUUACAAGGUCAGCAAUCUAGUCCAGGUGGCUCCCUUCUGCUUCUAACCUAGGACUGAUGGGGAGUCUGUCCCUGCUACAGCACUCAUAAAACCCCCAGCCCCACCCCCACAGGGCUGGAGAGCUUCUAACCUAGUGGUUCCCUCCUCCCCUUUAUUCCUCUCUCCACUAGGUACUCACUCCCCCAAUUCCCUUUUCCCCUUGCUUGCUGCUUACUUGCUGUGCACAUAGAAAUGUUGCAGAUACGGAAGCAGAAAGACAUAUAUUGCUACCCUUGCCUCUGUUUGGGGCUCAAACCUUGGUAGAUUACUCCCCUCUCAGACCGCUGGUGUAAAAUAAAACCUCAACACUCCAAGACCUCCGAGUGCCGCUUGGUUCUUCUAUCAGCGAUCCAGUCCAGGUUUUUCAGGUUUUCCGUGACAAAA
Manis pentadactyla (Chinese pangolin) is the source of this 2248-nucleotide messenger RNA. It is a transcript of the gene SLC35G6, whose product is annotated as solute carrier family 35 member G6. Lineage: Eukaryota; Metazoa; Chordata; Mammalia; Pholidota; Manidae. The record is from RefSeq and is a predicted model, not a curated record.